AUGGCAGCAAUGUUCACCAUUGAGUUGCAAAACUGUUUCAUCUUUAUCCUCUUAUGCCUCUUCUCAGUCACCAUUUACUAUCUCUUCUUGGUCAGGAAAACAAAAGCCGGCCGCUGUGAUCGGCCUCCGAGCCCUCCCUCUCUGCCUAUUAUAGGCCACCUUCACCUUCUCCUCUCUCUUCUACUCCACAAAUCUUUACAGAAACUCUCCUUCAAGUAUGGACCUCUCCUUCAUCUCCGCGUCUUCAGUGUCCCCAUAGUACUCGUCUCCUCUGCCUCCAUAGCCUAUGAGAUCUUUAAGACGCAGGACCAAAACGUUUCCAAUCGCAACCUCCCUGCGAACAAGGGCUCUCUCUUCCUCGGAUCUUCUGGCUUCGUUAACACACCUUACGGAGAUUACUGGAAGUUCGCCAAGAAGCUUGUGGUCACCAAGAUCCUCGGACCUCAGGCGCUCCAUAGGUCACGAGGCGUCCGUGCAGAUGAGAUAAAGCGGUUUUACGCAAACUUGCUUAAUAAGGCGAUGAAGAAAGAGAGCGUUGAUGUUCGUGAGGAAGCUAUGAAGCUGGUUAACAACAUCAUCUGCAAGAUGCUCAUGGGGAGGAGUUGCUCAGAGGAGAACGGUGAAGCAGAAAAAGUCAGACGCUUAGUGAACGAGUCAAACUCCUUGUUGAUGAAAUUUAUCUUGGCGGGGAUCUUGCACAAGCCGCUUAAGAAACUCGGCAUUUCGCUGUUCAAGAAAGAGCUAACGGAUAUCUCCAAUAGGUUCGACGAACUGCUGGAGACGAUUCUUGUGGAGCACGAAGAGAAACUGAGCGAGGAGCACCAGCAAGAUGCUAACCUGGUGGAUGUGAUGUUAGAAACUUAUAGAGACAAGAACGCAAAGUAUAACAUCACUAGGAACCAUAUCAAGUCCUUAGUCUUGGUUUUGCUACUACAAGAUCUUUUUGUCGGAGGCACUGACCCCCCAACGCACGCCAUAGAGUGGACAAUGGCUGAGAUCAUUAACAGUCCUAACGUUCUUGAUAAACUGAGAGAAGAAAUUGAUUCCGUGGUAGGGAAGACAAGAUUGAUUCAAGAAACGGAUUUACCAAACCUUCUUUACUUGCAAGCAGUCGUCAAAGAAGGGCUAAGGUUGCAUCCAGAGGCGCCUGUCACGUUAAGGGCGUUCCAAGAAUGGUGUGAGAUCAAAGGGUUCUACAUACAGGAGAAGACAACACUUGUUGUUAAUAUGUAUGUUAUAAUGAGAGAUCCUGAGUUGUGGGAAGAUCCAGAGGAAUUCAAGCCAAAGAGGUUUCUAAAAUCUUCAAAAUCAGGACAAGAGGAGGAGAUAGUAAGAGAAGAACACCUCAAAUACAUUCCUUUUGGCAGCGGGAGGAGAGGCUGUCCUGGAUCAAAUCUAGGUUAUGUCUCACUAGGAAGAGCGAUUGGAGUGAUGGUGCAGUGCUUUGACUGGAGAAUCCAAGGAGUCAAAGUUAACAUGAAUGAGAGUACUAGAUCAUUUAUUUUGAGCAUGGCACAUCCUCUCAAGUGCACCCUUGUUCCUCGAAUUGGGACACCUUUGAUUCUAUAA
Microthlaspi erraticum is the source of this 1569-nucleotide messenger RNA. The record is from the annotation of a GenBank genome assembly. NCBI's taxonomy places the organism in Eukaryota, Viridiplantae, Streptophyta, Magnoliopsida, Brassicales, Brassicaceae.